Molecule: messenger RNA, 369 nt
Organism: Rhagoletis zephyria (snowberry fruit fly)
Lineage: Eukaryota; Metazoa; Arthropoda; Insecta; Diptera; Tephritidae
Source: RefSeq, a predicted model, not a curated record
AUGGCAAACGAAAAAUGGCGUUUCGGCACAGUAACCGAGACGAAAGGCGAUCUUCAUUAUCGAGUUCAACUUGAUGAUAAUCGCACGUGGACACGACAUGUAGACCAAAUGCGAAAAGUUGGAAAACUGGUAUCCCAUACACCUGCAAAUGUGGAGGUGCAGCCAUCAAUACCAACAGUAACAUCUGAAGUCGCCCCCGUUGGUAUUGGAAGAGAGAGUCGUCUUGACGUCGCUCGGGAUAAAGACUCUCAAACGAACUCGCCGAUAGCUAAGGAUACAGAGAACAUUCUGCGUCGAUCGGAAAGAGAGCGAAAACCACCGGAGAGACUCAAAUAUUCCAUAAUGAAUUUAGGAAUAAGUGAGCUUUGA